CUUGCUGGGCACGGGCAUCGCGGGCAUCUUCGGGCCGUCGUCGGACGUGACCAGCAUGCACGUGCAGUCCAUCUGCGACGCACUGGACGUGCCGCACAUCGAGAUGCGCUGGGACUUCCAGCUGCAGCGGGACGACCUCUCCAUCAACCUCUUCCCCAAGCCCGCGGUGCUGGCCAAGGCGUACGUAGACCUCAUCAAGACAUGGGGCUGGAACAGGUUCGCCCUCGUCUACGAGGACCACGAAGGUAUCAUAAGGCUUCAGGAUUUUCUGAAAGAGGCCCGGGGCAACGAUUGGCACAUCCAAAUGUACCAGUUCCACUCUGGUCAGCCGUACCGGGACCUUUUCUGGAAGAUCAAGAAGACAAAGGAAACACGAGUUGUGCUGGACGUCAAGAGGGAAAACCUUUUCACUGCCCUGAAACACGCGCAGCAAGUUGGCAUGCUUACAGAAAGCCACAGUUACCUGAUUACAUCUCUGGACUUGCACACGGUGGACUUGGAAGAAUUCAAGUACGGCCAGACCAAGAUUACCGGCUACCGAUUGGUGGACGUGGACAGUCCGGAGCUGCAGGGAUUUCUCAAGGACUGGGAGGUCAUCUCAUCCAGGAUGGACCGCAAGGCGCCGGUCCCACAAACCAUCCGGACGGAGACGGCGCUGAUGUAUGACGCUGUGAAGCUGUUUGCCAUGGGUUUGCACCAAUUGGACCUGACCAAGGCAGUAGACUUCCCGGUGAUUUCGUGCGAUAUGGCCGUCUCCUCGUCCGAUGGCAGCAGCCUCAUCAACCUAAUGAAGCCCAUCACCCUACAGGGUCUGACCGGAGAGAUCAGCUUUGACCCUCAAGGAUUCCGGUCGUCCUUUAGCCUGGACAUUAUGGCCCUGAAGAGUGACGGGUUGCAGAAGGUGGGGCACUGGACACCCAGAGACAACGUGACCGUAGAAGACAACGUAACGUCCGACUACGAUUCGCUCCUCAUCAAAGACAAGACUUUGAUCGUGACCACAGUUCUCACUGAUCCGUACAUGAUGCUCAAGGAGUCGGCGGCAGACCUGCAAGGCAACGAUCGCUUCGAAGGCUACUGUGUAGACCUCCUGAAGGAGCUGUCUAAGCAGUUGAACUUCAAGUACGAGAUCCGGCUGGUCAAGGACAGGGCUUACGGCAUUCAAAACGCCAGUGGAGACUGGAACGGAAUGAUAGGAGAGAUAGUCAAUGGAAAAGCGGACUUGGCUAUAGCCGACCUGACCAUCACGUCUAAACGAGAGGUGGCGGUGGACUUCACGAUGCCCUUCAUGAACACGGGCAUCAGCAUACUCUUCAAGAAGCCCACUCAGAAGGUGACGACGCUGUUCAGCUUCCUGUCGCCCUUCAGCAUGGAAGUGUGGGCGUACGUAGUGGGCGCCUACAUCGGCGUUUCGGUGGUUCUCUUCCUUGUGGGCCGCCUGAGCCCCUACGAGUGGGACAACCCGCACCCGUGCCGCCAGAAUGACCAGGUUCUCGAGAACAGCUUCAGCCUGCUCAACUCGCUCUGGUUCACCAUCGGCUCGCUCAUGCAGCAGGGUUCCGACCUGGCACCCAAAGCCAUGUCAACGAGAACAGUGGCUGGCAUCUGGUACUUCUUCACGCUCAUCAUGAUAUCAUCCUACACCGCCAACUUGGCCGCCUUUCUCACAGUCGAGAAGACUGUUUACCCCAUCGAGAACGCCGAGGACUUGGCAAAACAAAGCAAGAUAAAAUAUGGCUGUCUACGUUCGGGCAGCACACGGACAUUUUUUAACGAAUCUAAGAUUCCAACUUACAAGCGGAUGCACAAGUACAUGCUAGACAAUGAGCAGGACGUGUACACGGAGUCAUCCAGCGACGGCGUGAACCGCGUCAAGGCGGGAGAUUACGCCUUCCUCAUGGAAUCCGCUUCAAUCGAGUACAUCAUCGAGCGAGACUGCAACCUAACUCAAAUUGGCGGUCUCCUAGACAACAAAGGAUACGGCAUCGUCACUAAAAAAAAAUCACCGUACCGCCAGAUCUUGUCUAGCGGCAUCUUGAAGCUGCAAGAAGCGGGCAAGCUGCACAGCUUCAAAGAGAAGUGGUGGAAGGAGCGCAAAGGCGGCGGCAAGUGCGUCGACGACUCCAAGAAGUCGUCGGCCGUCACCGAGCUCAGCCUGGCCAACGUGGGCGGAGUGUUCGUCGUCUUGCUCGGCGGCCUCGGCCUCGCCUCCGUCGUGGCCGUCAUGGAGUUCUUCUUCAAGGCCAAGAAGAUGGCCAAGGAAGACUCGGUCUCCCUGUGCAAGGAGAUGAUGAAGCAGCUCAAGUUCGCCAUAUCGUGCCGCAGUUCCACGAUGCCCGUCAAAGGCAACAAGCCGCCCGAAGUGGACAGCAACGGCGGAGACUACCGCAUCUCCACGCUGCCGUCCUUCACGUCGGACUUUUGAGCGCGCGUGUGUCCCAGUGUGGACGACGGGCGGCGACGGUGAUAUAACAUUAUGCCUACAGGACUCUUACGUGCCCGUCAACACCGCCUCCUGUCGCACCUGCCCCCGUACCCGAACCCCCGUGUGCUCUCAUCUCCACGUUCAACACACUCCGCGGACGUUACGUUUUAGCGGUCUUUCUUACCGGGAUAUGUGCUGUCCUGUCCACGUACCCACGGUUUCCGCUGCAGCCUUUGGUUACCCCGGGCACUUGAUAUCUUAGUGAUCUCCCUUGACCAUGCUUUGAUUUCAAUGUCGUUGUUAAGUGUCGUACGUCCUCGUGUGUGUCAUUAUUUGCGUACCUUGCUGUAGUUUUUUUUUUUUCAAACACACAUGGCUUUCUUCCUUUCGCAGAAGCUUACAUACAUAAGCGAAGGAGAUGUUCUCAUAAUGAUGGAAGCUUAAUGUUGUCAACAAUGAUGGAACAACGGACCUCGCCAGAGGAAACAUGUCGACAAGUGCGCUUGUCUUAGCCGGGGAGGUAGAAACAUUGUUGCGUUGCCCUUGUCGAAAUAUUGGCUUCAGGGGCAUUGUUUAUUCGGCCACUGUUACUAAUCUUAAAUUUUGUAUCAUCGGGUAGGUGGACAAAGCCAAGAAGCAGAAUGUCCUGGAUGCAGCUUGUCUCUACUAUUAUGGUUACCUUGAAAGGAUAGGUUAUGCUGUUCGCCAGUAAGUCGUCGGAACAUACGUUUGAAGUUGAGAAGCCUAUCUAGUUCAGCUUUUUGGUUAGUCGUACCGCAAGAAAACAACGCAGAAAAGCGACGAAGUGGAA
Molecule: messenger RNA, 3236 nt
Organism: Rhipicephalus sanguineus (brown dog tick)
Lineage: Eukaryota; Metazoa; Arthropoda; Arachnida; Ixodida; Ixodidae
Product: glutamate receptor ionotropic, kainate 2
Biological process (GO): modulation of chemical synaptic transmission; monoatomic ion transport; synaptic transmission, glutamatergic
Cellular component (GO): plasma membrane; postsynaptic membrane
Molecular function (GO): glutamate-gated receptor activity; transmitter-gated monoatomic ion channel activity involved in regulation of postsynaptic membrane potential
Source: RefSeq, a predicted model, not a curated record